Messenger RNA from Ylistrum balloti, 5063 nucleotides. RefSeq lists its product as uncharacterized. The record is from RefSeq and is a predicted model, not a curated record. Gene Ontology annotation, molecular function: signaling receptor activity. The transcript is spliced from 4 exons. Gene Ontology annotation, cellular component: external side of plasma membrane. Lineage: Eukaryota; Metazoa; Mollusca; Bivalvia; Pectinida; Pectinidae. Bases 1 to 579 code for a protein of 192 amino acids.
AUGGACAGGUAUCUCUGGCUGUGUUUUAUACUUGCCGCAUGCUGGUUUGUAGUUGUUGAAAACACAGCAGAAUACCAGAUAGUUGAUCAAAGGGUACCUUGUCCCUAUUAUGGUCUUGAGAGCAAUCGAUUCACUAUGAGCAACGACGGACUCGUAAACUGUUCAUGGUAUGCACAGAAAACCUGCUGUAAGCGAACUGAAGUGACAUCUGUUUUCUCUAACAUGUUUUCCCUGUAUGGUGCCACGAAGAACUGCAAGAAUCACAUGAACUAUCUCAUGUGCUACUUCUGUGAUCCAGAACAGUACCGCUGGUACAAAAGUAAGGCCCAUGUGUGUGCAGACUUCUGCAGAGCUGUGUUUGAACACUGUCAGGAUGCAGAAUUUGAUGGCAAAAGUAUUGGAACAAACUACCGUAAUGGAACAGACUUCUGUGAGGCCCAGAACUUUCAUGUGGUGGAGGGCGAUAACUGUUUUGACUAUGAUCCUACAGUGUUUGGGCGGGCACAGAUUGCACAGAGAGGCAGCUUGGAAUUAUUAGCAGCUUCAAUCAUAGGGUUUCUUUUGAUUAUUCAAAAUUAAACUAGGGGACAAUAUUCCAAUCACUUCUCAUUUAUCAUCAGAUAGCUUGCACAGCAUGAGAGGUGGUAUCAAAUUAGUUUCUGUAAGAUGUGAGUACUAGUUUAAUGAUGGUGUAGUCUAAGAAAUAGAACCAUUUGUCAAACAAAAGUCCUGUAAAGUCUUGAACUAAUUAAGAAGUUAUAAUGUUGACAAUUUCAGUUUCAUGAUCACGGCUUCCAUUAGACCCCUAAUUAUCAAGAUUCAAACCACCUUUUCCUCCAAAUUUGGAAAAUCAAAACUAAAAUGACAUGGAAAUUGGGAGUCAAAGCAAGUUUUAGAAAGUCAACAACAUAGUAUUUAGGGUUACAUUGUGGAUGGAAGUUCUGAUUAAACUUUACAUUUGGAAUGAAAUGUCAUACUAAGCUCAUUACCGUAAAAACCCAUGUAAUGUCCGCAUCUGUGUAAUGUCUGCACCCCUUUUUUGACACAAAAAUCUGGGGAAAAAACCCACCUUCCAUGUAAUGUCCGCGGGUAAAAAUGCAAAUUGAAGCUGCCGAUUUCAUUUCACGUAAGCUAAUGUCGUAAUGGCCGAGAGCAUGUCGCAUUGUGUAUAACGUACAGGUGCCAUUCAAGAAUUCACUUAAUUGUUUAUAACAAUAGUUACUCUCCAUAAUGGUACAGUAAGCUUACCAGUAUGACAAGUCCUCAUUUCGAUAAUUGGUGUUUUGAUAAGGGUUAGCCCAGCAGUGUUAUAAACAGCUUGGGUUGUCUCCUCACCUCGAGUUUGAGUGAGUGACAGCGUGUGAUUAGCCAAUUAACGAUAACUAUACAGUAACAUGACCUGCCCACGUCCAAACCAACAUCAUCUUCAAAAGAAAGACAAUGCCAAAGGGAAACUUUCCUAGUGACAUACAUGUACGUGUCCAUGAGAAAGGAUGGAUGUCAGAAAAUACAAUGAAAGACUGGCUUAGGGUUGUGUGGGGAAGCCGUACCAACACCAGAGAGAAGUCGAUACUUGUGUCAUUUCCUCUAUAUCUCUGUAAUGUCCGCACCCCCUUUUUUGGAUUGAUUUUCGAUGAAAAAUAGUGCGGAUAUUACAUGGGUUUUUACGGUAUAUUGAUAAUUGUAAAUAAAUUAAGCAUGCUCGUAAUUACAUUUCUAACAUUGUUAACAAAUUAAGUCUACUGAUACUUGCUAAUUACAUUCCUACAUACUUUAUACAAAGCAUGAAAUUUUCAUUCAUGGUUGUUUUGUACAAAAUAUUCCUUACUCUACUAGCGAUCUAUCAGUUACAUUCUUGAAUACUGAUGACUUAAAGAUUUUUUAUAGUGUACUUUACCAAUUAAGGGCAUUAAUUAAUUAGGAGAUUAUUUAUUGAUCUUAAUCACUGUGAUAUGUCACUGAUAUUUAGAUAGCAGACAUAUAAGAUCAUGUAGCAAAUUUGAACCGUUUCAAUAGACAAAGACCUUGGUGUAAGAUUUAAUUCAUGCAUAGAUCACCUCAUUUAAAUUGACGAGAAAAUAAUCAAAAUUCAUUUCCUUGUAAGACCGGAAGACAAAGCAAAUGAUCACUUGUAAUUCAUUAGUUGACAUUUUUGGACAUACCUUCAUCAGAAUAGUGUAACAAUUCAAAACCAUAGGACUUGUGUAGUAAUGUUGAUGCCUCUACCUAGAAACUACACAUAUUGUAAACAUUAGACAUGAUAGAUAGUUCACAGGUUUUCGUGUUCUUUCAACUUAUGUAAGUUGUGUAUUGUGUUUUUUUCAAAAAGGAGACAUCAGUCAGUAACUGAUGUCAGCCAGUUACAUGCAGACACUUCAGCUUAGUCUACAGUCAAUGUAUAUCACAUUGUUUCUGUUAUUACUGUGUAGAUUCACGUAACAGAUGCAAAAUGUUUGUCUAUUAGCAAUAUGUAUACAAAAUUAUAUCAGUGUGCCUGGAGACAUCAGUGAAUGUAAUAUAUCAAGUUUAACUUAUUUUUUUGUAUUUUAUGACGUAAACAUAGUGUUAUCCAUGUAUAUCCAUCCCAUCCUGUUCUGAACCAAUGUUAUAUAUCAAGAACUUCUCAACAUAUUUGGUUCAUAUAUACUUCAUAGUAUUCCAUUCUGAUCUGACAGAGUUACUGCCCUUUAUUACUCUCUGUCAGUACUGUAGUGAUAAGCUUGAUAGCAGAUGGGAGCAGAGAAUGUAGUAUGCUUAUAUCAGUUAAUUGGUUAAGGUUAAAAUGUCAAAUGUGACAUUUGACCAUUUUUGAAAAUUAAUCAAACUAUGACACUGAUAAAUAAUGGUGUAUAACAUCUAUUUCUACAUUUAUCCAUAAAUAACUCCAGGAUCCAAAAAAUACAACCUAUAACUCAAAAAGGACAAUGUAGAUAGUACAGAGCACAGAUAUCAGAUAUUGUCCAUUUUAACUGAAACUUUAAUGGAUGUGUGUAUAGGUUGAUUUCCAAUCAUGGACUUAUUUUUGGAUACAUAGGAUAAAUAACACUCCAAGUGUAAAUGUUACCUUUUCAGUUUUUUCAUAUUUGUUUCAUAAUGCUAUUUAAGAGAGAUUGUAAUUAAUGCAGUUGUUUUGUUAUUUAAAAACAUGUUAUACAUUCUACACGGUUUUUGGUUACAUGUGUAGUGAUUGUUAGAUUUUUUUAUCAGAGAGUGAUUGUGAAAAAAUAGCAGCUUUUACUGUUAUUUACAAACAUGAUUGAUGAAUUCUGUUUGAGAUGUUUAAUGUAUUUUGUAUAUGCUAUUGUCUCAGUAUUAUAUAUAACAAGAUAUUACAAUAUCAUAGUGUUGUGUGACUAGACAUCUAAUCACAACAUCAUGUGUCCUCCUCAUUUCAGAGAAUGUAAAAAAUGGUAAGUUUAUAAAUCCUGUACUCACAAUGUCACAAAGUCCUUUAUUGUUAUAAUGUAAUUCAACAGGUUAACAUUCACAGCAUUUAAGUAACAUAUAGCUGUUCAUAUUCAUAACAUUUUUAAAAAGUUAAUACAAUACCAAAAAUAACUUUUUUACUUUAAAUUGAUUUAUUGUCCCAGCGUAUAAUUUUUGUCUCAUCAGGGUUUACAUAGUGGGGUUUGUUGAUGAAACAGACAACAUUUUUUCUACGGUACCACCUGAUCUUAUUCUCCUUAUACUAACAAGGAAUCUCCAUGUUUUUUACCUAACAAUUGAUACUAGUCGUAAAUGGCAAAGCAGAUCUUGACUAAAUUUGGAUAGAAGUAUCCCAAGGGAAAGGGAAACUAAAUUUGUAUGAGUGAUGGAUUUCAAUUCCAAGGGACCUGAGAAGUAGAGCCCAUAAUGGGAAAUUUUGAAAUCCAACUGCUCCUGUAAGAAGGAUUGGUUUUUUGCCAAAUUUGGUCUCAAGCAUUGUUGGGUGAAGGGGGAAUACAUUUUGCAUAAAUGAUGGGUCAUGGCCCCUUGGGGCAGGAGGAUCUUGGCAAAGUUUAGGAAAUAGAUACAAUUGUUUGAAAUCCUAAUCCUCUUGUAAAAAUUAUUGGAUUUGACUAAAUUUGGUCUGAAGCACUCUUCGGUGAAGUGAGAAUCAAUUUGGUAUAAACAAUUGGUCUUAGCCCCUACCAAGUAUUUGCAGAUACACAGUAUUUACUUUUUCUAAUUUAUGCCUUUUGACAGGGUAUUUUUUAUGUAGGGAAAAUUGACAGAUUCCAUUAUUAUUUAAACAAGUAAUGAUGUGUCUGUUCGAUGUUAGUUAAGGACAGAUAUAUGCCUCAUCUUUCCACCUUUAAAAGGUAUGUCUUCAUUGAUAAUGUAGUUUGUACCAAACAAGGAAGGAGAUUCUGACAAUAACAAUGCUUUAAUUGAACAUUAUUGUUGAAAAAACUCAUAUUUGUUGUCUUUAUUUUACACUUUUUGACUAAACCAUAAUUCUGAAUGUUGAUUGAUUGUAACAACAUCAAAUAUUAACCUUAAAAGUGCUUCGUGUUCAACCGUUCGUUAUGAUAGAAAUCAUUUAAGAUAUUGUCUCCAUUUUGUAUUACCAGAUCUGGAUAGUAGUUUAGAUCUAAACUUUGUUUCUUGUUAACAGUAGCAUAUAAAUCAGUGAUAUUUGAAUCAAAGUGAGGUAUUGUAGAUCUUACAUAGGAACAUCGACACUUUAACCUUUAUAAAUAUUGUGUAUAUCAUUGUCACCUGAAUUUUUAUUUACUUGGUAAGUUGGUUUUACAUCAGGUGUGUUUGUUAGUCUACAUAUACACCAAGUACAUUUAUUUGUAUUUGGUAAAAGUGUUUAAAAGUUUAAAUAAAUUAUGUUUUGUAGUUAUUUGACAUAUUUUUUAAUGCUGUUAAAAUCUGUCUUUAGUUUCAGUUUUGAUUGUUUUAAACUCUCUAUUAUACACUUGGUGUUAUUCAUCAAUAAUUUAAAAUAAUUCUUAAUAAUUUUGUGUUUUGGAAAUGUUUAUGACGAAUUCAUGGGAUAAUAUUGAUAUUCAAUAUUUGUUUUGUAGAUGUCUUUAGAACCAGACAAGGGUGAAUUAAAAACUUGUUAAACUACA